Molecule: messenger RNA, 1400 nt
Organism: Pseudovirgaria hyperparasitica
Lineage: Eukaryota; Fungi; Ascomycota; Dothideomycetes; Acrospermales; Acrospermaceae
Product: (S)-2-hydroxy-acid oxidase
Exons: 3
Coding region: 144-1286 (380 amino acids)
Molecular function (GO): FMN binding; oxidoreductase activity
Source: RefSeq, a predicted model, not a curated record
ACGGGACGGUAUGUUGGAUGUGCCACGUCCUCAGGCAAAUGUAAUGACAAUGGAACCCACAUGUGUACGUCCCCAGUUUCGCCGUAUUCUUCGUACUCUUUUCUGCACUCGUUUGUAUCAUACAGUUCGUCAUAUCACGAAUCAUGACUGGCCAGCCAGUCCCUACUCCUCUUAGAGAGAAGAAACCCAUACUAUGCAUCGAUGACAUCAAGAAAGUUGCCGACAAGAAACUCUCAGAGAUCGUCAGAGAGUUUUAUAAUUCAGGUUCCCGCGAGCAAGUCACUGUCCACGAGAAUACUUCUGCAUAUCGAAAAUACCGCCUGCGCCCACGCGUCCUCGUCGACGUCUCCCACGCGGAUCCUAGCACCAUACUUUGGAACCGCUCGAUCACCUUUCCAUUAUGCAUCUCACCUGCCGGCCUCCAGGCCAUGGCACAUCCAGAUGGUGAGCUGGCCACCACCCGCGCCUGUGCUGCGCGCGGCAUCAACAUGGCCGUGUCCUCCUUCGCAAACUACAGUGUAGAAGACAUCCGCGCCGCCAGCUCAGACAUCGGCCCGAUUGACCACGCAAUGCAGCUGUACACGCUGCGCGACAGAGAUUUGCAGCUGCGCAUGAUAAAGCGCGCUGAGGCCGCGGGCUGCAAGGCCAUCUUCCUGACCGCAGACAGCGCAGUACUAGGCAUGCGGUAUCAUGAGCACCGAUACGACUUCCGCAGUCCUGCAGGGCUGGAGUAUCCGAAUAUUGAAAUCACGAGCUCGGAGAUGCGCCGGACCACGCAUGAGGGAGCGGCCACUGGGAUGACGUCGGACGCGCAUUCGUGGGUGCGGGAGGUGCCGUGGCUGAGGAGUGUAUGUGGAAUGGAGGUUUGGAUCAAGGGCGUGUUGACAGCAGAGGAUGUUGAGCUAGCGGCUGAGUAUGGGUGUGAUGGAGUGGUAGUAAGCAACCAUGGAGGCAGGCAGCUCGAUGGGGUUGUGGCGACGAUCGACGCGUUACCGGAGUGUGUGAAGGCAGCGAGGGGGAGGUUGAGAGUACAUGUUGACGGAGGAAUCAGGACUGGGGCGGAUGUCUUUAAGGCGUUGGCAUUAGGCGCAGAGUGUUGUUGGAUUGGAAGACCGGUGAUAUGGGCACUUGCGUAUGAUGGCGAAGCUGGCGUUAAGAAAAUGCUUGACCUGCUGUACGCAGAGUUCAAGGCGUGUAUGCAAUUAACUGGCUGCAAUAGUAUUGCGGAUAUUACGACAGCGUCUCUAGGAAUCGUUAGAAGUGACGGGCCCAUUGCACGCCUGUAGAACGUUGGCAGUAUAUAGGCAUAGCAUUGCAGAUUUUCACCUCACCAGAGUGUUUCCAGAGCUCUAUACCUCUGCGUUCUAGCAUAUAGGUAGACUUUUAGAUAUCACUUUCCU